AUGAGUGACGAUGAAGAAUCGUUUAAUCAUUUAUCUGAUCGUUUACAAUCCGUACAAAUAGAAGAUGAAGAUGCAUCUCGUUAUUAUAUUAAUUACAUAAGUGAAUCAGACGAAGAUGAAGCUGGUAUUCCGGAUUCGACACAAAUUGAUGAUGAUAUCGAUGUAUCCUUAUUACCACAGGAUUUAAUUAUAACACAAGUACCAAAUGAAUUAUUUAUAAACGAUCAACUAAAAACCGAAUUUGAAGCAAUAUUUCGUCGAUAUGAUCCAAAUAUAAUUGUUUUAUAUUUGAAAUUUUUUCAACGUGUUCGUAUUACAUUUACUAAUUCAUUGAAUGCAUUACACGCUCGUAUUAACGUGCAUGAAUGCAAUUUUCAUGGAUCCAAAUUUAAAACAUAUUUUGCUUGUCCACUACCUAUUCGAUCAACAGAGACUUAUUUACGCCCUCCAGAACCUGAAAAAUUAUUCUUAAUUUCACCACCAGCCUCUCCGCCAGUGGGUUGGGAACAAAAAAUUGAAGAUCCACCGAUAGUUGAUUUAAAUUUAUUAGCAGCUAUUGCACAAUUGCAGCCAAAUGAAGCCCAUGAAGUAUUACCGAGUCAAGGAAAUUUACCCAAAAUAAUUAUUCAUACAUGUGCUGAUUCAGAACCACAAGAUGAAUACAGCAGUACAUUAAGACAAAAAUUAAUUAAACCAACUUUAGUUCAAACACGACGUCCUCCACCGACUCAAUCUCAAACAUAG
Messenger RNA from Didymodactylos carnosus, 744 nucleotides. The record is from the annotation of a GenBank genome assembly. Lineage: Eukaryota; Metazoa; Rotifera; Eurotatoria; Philodinida; Philodinidae.